This is a messenger RNA of Daldinia childiae, 2850 nucleotides long. RefSeq lists its product as uncharacterized. Gene Ontology annotation, molecular function: nucleic acid binding. Gene Ontology annotation, cellular component: U2-type post-mRNA release spliceosomal complex. Bases 1 to 2850 code for a protein of 949 amino acids. Lineage: Eukaryota; Fungi; Ascomycota; Sordariomycetes; Xylariales; Hypoxylaceae. The record is from RefSeq and is a predicted model, not a curated record. The transcript has a single exon. Gene Ontology annotation, biological process: spliceosomal complex disassembly.
AUGUCCUUCGAUCCGGGUAGAAUAUCCAAGGCUGAUGCAGCUGCCUAUUCCUCUUCAUCAUCUGACAACGAGGAUGAAGAUGAAUACUUGCAGCCUUCUGUCAACCCGCAAGCCGACGAAUUCUUCGACCUGAACCCUCGCAAACGAAGGCGAACCGGUCGCAACGCCAAAGAAAGCGCCGCCCUAGGAAUAUUCGGGUCCGAAAGCGAAGAUGAUGGGCCCGGGAAGAGGUGGAAGUCUAAAAAAGAUUUGCGCCACAAGAACGUAGCAUUCGUUUCCGCUGGCCAGGAAGACCUAAACGAGAAUCCAAACGAUGAAUCUAUCGAAGAAGACAAUAAAGGCCAGGAGGAAGGUGAAGAUGAAGAACAGUUUAACAGCCGGCCCGGCUUAGGUGUCAACCCAAACCCCUCACAAAUACAAGAAGAUAGCGAUGAAGACGACGAGGACGAGGAUAUGACAGGAGUCGGUCUAGGAUUCGGUACCACCUCACAUGGACUAGGUUGGGCGCCUCCUGCUAUGUCGCAAAGCAUUCCUGUCGCCGGCGGGACACCGAGUAAACCACCAAAAUUCAAAUCAAGAUACGAUGGGAAAACACCUCUCGGAAAGGGGUUCGUCCCUUCGUCCGCAAACGAACCUGUCCUAAAAGCGAAUCUCGAUGAUGACACUUCCUCAGCACCCCAAACGCCCAAGUCGAGUGCCUUCAGUGGUAAUAAAGCAAAGUCCUUUGCGGCUCGAAUGAUGGAGAAGAUGGGCUACGUAGAAGGGCAAGGUCUAGGUGCUGAGGGCCAGGGACGAAGUGGCAUAAUUGAAGCAAAUUUGCGUCCACAGGGCGUUGGCCUUGGUGCCGUCAGGGAGAAGUCGGAAAAAGAACGUAAAGAAGAAAAGCGGCAAGCCCGUAUGCGAGGGGAGGAGGUUAUUGACUCGGAUGAAGAAAGAAGGGCAAAGCGUGAGAGGGGGAAGAAAAAGGGCUCAGACAGUGCAGUCGGUAGCGGCGCGAGCACCCCAAGGAAGCCCAAGACGAAAUACCUAACUGUUACUGAUAUUAAAAAGGCCGCACCGGGACUGCAAAUUCCAGACGCCUUUACUCCAAUAUUAGAUCUCACCGGGCGAGAUCAAAAGCUACUGACGUCUGGUUCGGGGUUAUUAACUCCUAAAGCUGGUGCCGAGCUGGCCACGCAAACGGAAGCACAUAAACUAGCAAGGCGCGCUCAGGGUGAUCUCGCAGCUUUUGUCGAAGAAUGGAGAAGUCUAGAGGAACGAAAGGCAUGGCUUGCUAUGGAGGAAGCUCAGCACCAGCAGGAGCUUAAUGAACUAGAGAGCAACUUUGCAGGGCUCAAUGUUUUCUCGGCUGUCCUAGAUGGAGUCAGCCAAGCUGCUCAUAAUAGAGAUUGGGACAUGGUAAUAUCCGGGCUUAAGAAAGCCGAGUCUGCAGCAUCGACUCACGGUGACGAAGAGCUAGCCGCCCUUGCAGUCUCCGCUAUUCAUCCUUUCUUAAAGGAUGCUAUUCAAGGGUGGCAGCCGCUAGAAGAUCCAAGCCUGGGUAGUUUUGCUUCCGACCUCUCUGAUAUUCGGGGACUACUAGGCCUUACUAAAACCACCAAGCAGAAUACCAUCACAAAGUGGCAAGAUACCGAAAUUGAUGGUACACAUCGUCAUCACGUAAGAUCAACAACACCUUGGGAGACCAUGAUCUACCAAAUACUCUUUCCCAAGCUUGUAACGGCUAUUUCCCAGACUUGGGAUAUUCAUAAUACGACGCCACUCCUAGGCUUUUUCGAGAAAUGGGAACAGCUUCUACCUGAAUUCGUCCGUCUGCAACUCAUUGAGCAAGUAGUAAGGCGACUCGAAGCUGGAAUUAGUAGCUGGAAGCCGAGGAAAAGGCACGAGAACUUGCACAUAUGGCUAUUCCCUUGGCUCCAGCAUCUUCCAGUUCAUCAUUUGGAGCCCAAGGGAACCGGACUAGUAGGAGAGGUGAGGCGUAAGUUUAGACAGCUGAUUGACGUUUGGGAUUUUUCCAAGGGCGUGGUGCCUGGUCUUAAGCAGUGGAAAGACGUAUUUCGCCCGACUAAGGAACAGGAUCAAUGGAGGCCUUUGGUUAUGCAUCACCUCCUCCCAAGUCUCUCCCGAUAUAUACGAGUUAAUUUUCGCGUCGACCCAAGCGACCAAGAACCAUACCUCGAAAUGCUCAACGGUGUUUUGAAGUGGACGGAUGUCAUCUCUACAUCUCUGGUGGGGGAAGUCAUAGUUUCGGAAGUGUUUCCUAUGUGGCAUGAGAUUCUCUACCAGUGGCUCACCAGUGCAGACGCCAAUUACGAGGAAAUCGGUGCCUGGUUCGAAUGGUGGAAGGAUCAAGCGAUACCUAAUGAGAUAUCUUCUCUUCCAAGCGUUUCUGCCGAAUUUGAAAAAGGCACUACCAUGAUCGAGACUGCUCUUGACCUUGGCGCAGAUGCGAAGAAUCAACUCCCUCGGCCUGACGGGCGCCCUGCCCAUCAACCGAAGACCCACUCUCAUAAACCGAAAGCAGACAAGAAACCUGUGCCCAUACCCCUGCCGCAACAGCCUAUAGACAAACCAGAACCUACAUUCCGUGACGAAAUAGAGGAUUGGUGUCAAGAGAAUGACCUUCAGUUCAUUCCGGUCCGAAAAGCUAACGAAGAGGGCAAGCAUUACUUCCGUAUUACAGCUCGUAUGGAUGGCAAGGGGGGUGUUUUAGCAUACUUUAAAGGCGGCGAUACGCUAUUCGUCGAGUCUCGAAAGACCAACCUGGAGUUGAAACGGGAUGUCAAAGAAGACUGGGGCCUAUUGCUCGAGCCUCUAUAUCAAGAAGUAGAGCAGGGGGGGAGGAAGUAA